Messenger RNA from Tinamus guttatus (white-throated tinamou), 570 nucleotides. Lineage: Eukaryota; Metazoa; Chordata; Aves; Tinamiformes; Tinamidae. The record is from RefSeq and is a predicted model, not a curated record.
GCUGCUGUGCAGUGCUCGCUGGGGCCCCGCACGCUGCCCACCAGCCGGCCGCUCGGCACCGCUGCCCUCUGGGCCCGCGGGCCCCUCGCGCUCUACUCGCCUGUGCCCGACCGCCGCCUCUUCACGCUCCCCGAGGCCACCGGCGCUCAGGAGAAGAGCCAGGCAGCAACGGGCGCCGUUGCUGAGGAGCAGAAGGCCAAAGAUGACAGCGGGAAGCAAGAGGAGGAGCAGGCGGAGGCUGCCCCGCAGCCCAAGGAGUGGGCAGAGGCGCCGCAGCAGGAGCCUGCGGUCCCCAGGCGGGCGCCUGCCUUCCAGUUCCUGGAGCAGAAGUAUGGCUAUUUCCACUGCAAGGACUGCAAAACUAGAUGGGAGAGUGCCUAUGUCUGGUGCAUUUCUGGAAGCAACAAGGUAUACUUCAAGCAGCUCUGUCGCAAGUGCCAAAAGGGCUUCAAUCCCUAUAGAGUGGAAGCUAUCCAAUGCCAGGCAAUGUGGAUACCUCCCAUAGACCCUCUUCAUAAGCGCAGGGAUCUGGGGAACAACCUUACCAAUGAAAACCAGGACAAAAAGUAA